GAACGAGUCAAAAAGAUUGGUCAUUUGCUGGCCAUGAUGGCUCCCUGGAAAGCACCCAUCUACAUCACUCGAGUCUGGCGCAUUUUCGAGAUCUUUAAGGCUCAUACCUCAGAUGUGUGCAAGGUGGAUAUUGUAAUGCCACCUAGGGAAAAGCAAUCUCUAGAGCAGGAUGUUCUUGAUAAUGAAGGAGGCAUCAAUUCUCUGUAUGAGGCUCUGGGCAACACCCAAGUUCAAAAUGCCAAGUCCUCGGUUGAGAGUGACAGGCUGGCUAUUCUCAGCCAAGUAGAAUCAAAUGUUGGAUACCCUGUACUCAACAAUUGGGUCAAUGACUCGUUGCGUGAAUGGAUGCUAGGAGUCUUGACUCAGCUGGUUUCCACCAGAGAAAACACAAAUGAUGAAGAUUAUGCGAAUUUUUGUAACAAAGUUGGGUCUAUACUUUUGGCAAAUGGAGAACAUGAUGCAGCCAUGAAACUCCACCACACUGCUCUGGAUAUUUGUGUGUCUGUGUUAGGUGAGAAUCACAGAGAAACCGCAGACAGUUACGGCAAUAUUGGUUCUGUUUUGAAUGAGAUGGGUGACUAUGAAGAUGCUUUGACAAAGCACAAGGAAGCUCUUGCUAUUAGACUGUCUGCAUUGGGCAAGAAUCAUCUUGAAGUGGCAAAAACCCAUAACAACAUUGGUUCUGUGCUGAACAGUAUUGGUGACUAUGAAGGUGCUUUGGCAAAGCACAAGGAAGCUCUUGCCAUUCAACUGUCAGCAUUGAGCAACAAUCAUCCCGAUGUGGCAACCACAUACAAUGAGAUGGGUGACUAUGAAGGUGCUUUGGCAAAGUAUGAGGAGUGUCUUGCCAUUGAGUUGUUCGUACAUGGCAAGAAUAAUCCCGAUACUGCCAGCAGCUACCACAACAUUGGUUCUGUCCUGCAAGAGAUGGGUGACUAUGAAGGUGCUUUGGCAAAGCACAAGGAAUGUCUUGCCAUUGAGUUGUCGAUACAUGGCAAGAAUCAUCUUGAUGUGGCGGCCAGCCACAACUAUAUUGGUUCUUCUUUGGAAGCGAUGGGUGACAAUGAUGAAUCAUCCUGA
Seminavis robusta is the source of this 1080-nucleotide messenger RNA. The record is from the annotation of a GenBank genome assembly. Lineage: Eukaryota; Bacillariophyta; Bacillariophyceae; Naviculales; Naviculaceae.